CUCCAAAGCGUUGUCUUAGAACGCAGCACGCCUGUUGUUUCUCCGCCGCUCAACAAAUUCGAAAAUCAUGAAGAAUUCGCUUGCUCUCGACACGUCCUCCUACGAUGCUUUUUGGCAACAGUUUAUCACGCGGCUAUGGCUAGCGUUUUUGGAGUCGUUUUUGUUGGAGGAAAACUUCAAUGGGCUGGAAAAGCUGAGCAAGCAACAAGCCGAGUUUUUUGCGCACCUGAUUCGAUAUGGCAAGGAGAUUCUGGACUUCCUCUAUGCUCGCGACAGAGGCGAAGAUGUUGAGGCUGAGCCUGAAGAAGGCAAGGAGAAAAAAGAAAACGAACCACAACAAGAGCACCAGAAAAGAAGUGCGGACCUCAAUAUACCCGAACCAUCUUUUUCACCACCCCGCCUGCCCUUUCCGCCUCCCUGCCCACCAGAGCCGCCGUAUAGCGAACUGCAACGAUUUCUGGACACAUGCCUACCUCCUGUGUCGACCGUGGGACGGAAAAACACGGGCACCGCGGCGUCACACCCGGAUAACUUGAUGACGAGCGCCUCCUCAGGAGAUGUCGCGAGCAGUUUCUCAAGAUCAACGAGUGAACAACACCAGUUCACGCCCAUCAAGCGCACGGAAAGCACGUCGACUAAGACGCCCCUAUACGCUCACGAAAAUGUUGAGAGUGCUGGGACAGUGGCACGUACCGAAGUUUCACUUUUGGCUCCAUCUGGAGGCGUUCUUACGUCUUCCUCUAGCGGCAAAACCAUCGGCAUAGCCCAAGCCCAACAGGGUCCUCACCAGCAGCAAUUUUCGCUCAGCCACAAUGUCAUGCCUGGCUCAACAGUAUCGACGCCACAACUCUCGCCGCCGCCACCACCACCGCCACCACCGCCGCUCACUGUAGGCGGAACGGGAGCUCCUACCCGUUACAGUGGCGAGACGGGCCCUGUCCCACCCGAUUUGCCGGAAGACACCACCUCCACCGCAUCAUCUGGCGCUCCCUGGCAAGGUCCCGUGUCGCGGCUGUUCUAUUGUGAGCUGCUGUUCUACUUGCGGACGCUUUUCGCACCUUCAGCAACUACAUCCGGUGGCAGUUCCUCCGGUACGAGCACGGCUACCUCCAGCGGUAAGAGUUCCCCAAACGACGAGCGCGACCUCCCCCCCGAGGUGACGUCGACCGCGACCACGCCUGUUCACCUUUCCGGCGUGUUGAAUACCAGCAGCACCAAUUAUCUCCGAGGACCGAGCGAGGAAAAGGAAAGCACUUGUUGUUCUGCGAAAAACAGUGCCGCGGCUAGUGCUGCAGCUGCUCCGUCGAAGUGGAAGAUGGUGCCCGUGGUCAACAUCCUCCUGUCGCUGGUUUGCUUCCCCGGUUUUGGCCACUACUUGCUCCACUGUGUGAUCGCGCGCCAGACCCACUUCUUGGACCACGCAGACAAUCUGAUUCGCGGAGUGCAUAUCGAAUGUGAAUUUCAUCUCGCUCACCGUAGUCGAAGGCACUUACGCAUGGAGGACAUGACGACAUUUUUGCAUGACAAUGGCAUUAGUACGACAAGAAGAACUCCGCUCCCUUCAAUGACCAUUCCACACGCAAAAAGGGUGCCCCUUUAAGAAGCAGACAGGUUGCCAAAACUUUUCGUGACACUGGUGUGCGGUAGGUUUCUUUGUAUCGCAUACUGCAGCAGAUUCUAACCGAUGUGUAUGAACUCGAGGACGAAGGAGCGGCGCCGGUAGAAGAGGACCAGAGACAUGACCUCCGGCGGACGAAGAGCCGGAGCGGGGGGGAGGAGGGUAAUACUGGCGGUUCGAUGUUCAGCCCGCUUUUGAAGAACCAUUACCGCAAUCAGACCGGCACCGCGACGGGCAUCUUCUUUCUCGUGUUACAGUCGCUCUUCCACUACCUGAACGCAUCCGUGGUGCACAAGGAAAUCAAGAGGCAGGCGAGAAGGAAACAGCAACUGGACGAACUGUUGGCGAACGGGAACGAGCAGAAGGAUGCAAGAACGAGAAAUAUUAACCUCCCGACAGAGCCUGAGAUUCUUGGUCACUGUUUGGACGGUCGGACGCGAGCAGGAAGUUACUCCUCGGCCCACGAACACCUUUCGUCAGACAGCGAGGUACUCCGAUUUCGCCUAGAGUUGCAAGGCUGUGCUCGCAAGGAUUUUUUUUCUUCCUAUUGUCGAAAAUCUGUAGGAAUCAAAAUCAAUAAUUGAUUCAUCCGACUCGAUUUCAAUCAACAUGUGCGACGUUAUUUUGCUUUCGCAACAUAAAUUUAGGUUGUUUUGCAUCCCGGCACUGGCGGCAGAACCGUGAGUACACACAGUACCACUACCACGGCGCCAACAACAUCUAGAAGUCUCGUCGAAAUGGUGUCUUCUUCGUCUCCCAGAAAGCAUUCUCAGAACCUGAGCUCAGGAGCAUCGGCAUCCGCAGCGUAUCAGCGACAGCAUCUCCGGCUGCCACAGGAUGACCUUUACCAGCCCUCGCAGCAGCCGCACUGCAAAAAUUCCCUGUACCAAAGCUUCGACAGUGUUUGGCAGAAUCUGUUCCUGCUUUCCUCGUUUCCCUUUUUCGGGAAGAAAGACCAGCCGCUAGAUUAUUUCCUCAAAGCGUUACGAGACACGCUACCGGUGGGAAACUACCCCGCAGCAGAAAAUCUCUUGGGCUUCGGCGGAAGCAGUGGGUCUGCACCGACGUCGUCAUUCCAAAAUGACGGACCAGAUCUAUUUCACGGCCACGACAAUGGGACAUGGCUAUUGAGCAACCGAGAUCCACCAGGUGCAGCUGCGCACGUGGCAGGAGCUGCUGCUGCAUUCGGCCACGGUGGCGAACUUGUCGGUCAUGAGCAACCCCCCAGGCGCAGGAGCUCCAUACACCAGCAAACUCCGCAGUUCGAUCGGUAUGCAUUCGCGAAGCAGCAAAUUGGGGACGUGUUUCUACCGGAAGAAGAGGACAACAUCCCAGUACGCGUGCGCCACCAGCGGCUCCAGGACUUCAUCCGCAUCGUUCGGCGCGUAUUGGAGGCAAUUUUCUUUCAUCGAGCGUUGCGGACAAGGAGAGAGUUGCAACAAGGAAAUGCUGCUGGCGCGUCAACUACAUCCUCUUCGGCGGGAAACAACGCCGGAACUGCAGGCGAUUCGUCCACCACCACUGGCGGACUUGGUUAUCAGCAAGGACGAGCCAGUGGCAUCCAGCGAAAAUCUUCCAAGGUGCUUGGCAGCUCCGGCACGAGCACCACCGCCUCGCCGAGCACAACACCGACUGGCUCGGCCGCUUCCUCGUUACGCCUGCCUUUUUCUGGAAGUGCGCCGGCCGCCAGCAGCAGCAGUAUUUUGGUACAGAACGCGCGACUGUCCAACGCCCUAUUCCCGAUGUACGAGGAGGUUGCGGCCCUGCUGGAGGCGAACCAGACGUCGGGCGGGUUGUGGACCAUCACCGGACUCGCGGUGAAUGUGUACCGCACCGCCGAGAUCGGCAGGGUCAACCAGGUUCCCGUCCACAGCUACAACACGAGCGGAACAACGUCCUCCAGCGCUGGUGCACAAAAUCAUGCAGCGACAAUCAAGAAGCCGCUGACCGAGCUGCGCGCGGGGGACCGCGUCCGAUUCCUCAAGUGGUGCGACAAUGCGGACCCGUUCCUCGAAGAUUUGCGAAUCAUGCGGGAAUUGAGGCAAACGCAACCAAACUGGGGCACCAGCGCAGCUACAGCUUCUGGGGGCGCGUCGACCUCGAACACACCAGUGAGCACGGGAACUGCAGCCUCUAGUGCCGAAACAGCGGCGAGGAUGAGCACGCCAAUCGCGCCGGCGGUAGUUGCAGGAGGACCGCAGCUUCUUGCAGCUUCUUCUUCACAGGUGUCAUGGGGCCGCGCAGCUGGUGCUGCGCAGCCCGAGCCCUACAGGCGUGAGAAUCUGGUGUCUAUGCUAGCGUGUCUGCCCUCGGCGCGCAUCGUUUGCGUCGACCAGGGCGUCGUAGGCUGGAUUCGUGUGGCGGACUUGGUGUCUUCGUUUGAGGUACAAUCCGCAGGGGGCAGUAGUACAACAACUUCCUCGCAACAGCACCUUUCACAUCUUCCUGGAGCAGCCUCUACGUCGAGCACGCCGAACGCCUCGCCCACCACGACGACAUCGGCCUCUGGCGCCGCAGCUAGUGGUACCAACAGCGGCGCACCUCCAAGGGGUAAGGUGCGUCUGCAGUUGCAGGUGCGAGAUGAGCACUUGUUCGAGCAUGUGGUGGAUGUGAGUCAGGGAAGCGCGGCGGGCGGUUCUGCUUCUGCGCAGGCGCAACGAAUGACGCAGGGGCAAUCAGCGCUACGCCGUGCGCGGAUGUUCAUGGAGGAGAGCACACUGCUGCGUAUUUUGCGCGUGUACCUCGAGGAUAUCAUCCUGGACGAUAUCAAGGGCGAAGCCGAGGGGUUGAAGUACGAAUUGUCGGAGCUGACUUUCCCAUCGCUCAACACGACGCGGUGUUUUUGCCACCUGAAGAGCUGUGCCAAUCCACCCGCCGCGAGCGCGACCGCGCAGCUGCAGCGCACAAUCACCCUGGAAAACGAGCACGACGUCAACAGCAAACAGGGAACGACAACCACCAAAUACUUUUCGAUCACGGUGAAGAACCUCGGACUGGUGAUGCACCACAAGUGGAAGGCGUCGGGCACGUUGCUGCGGCUAGAGGGUGAAAAUAUCGUCGACGUCAAAGACAGCCGCGCUGAGUUUGUCUUCGCCGUUUCGGUUCGAGAGGGCGCAGACGGCGGAACAGAUGGAACUGCGUGCGCAGAUGUAGACUCAAAGAGAGUAGACGAUGUUGAAAAAGCAUCAGGCGGAGGCGGCGCAACUUCUUCAUCCAGGCCGAAUAGUAAUGCGUUGAAAGUGCGCAUAGCGUCAGCUUCAAUUGAGCUGGGUGAGUUGGAGCUCGCCAUUGCUAACCACGACGAUGCGGAGAACAAAAACUUCUUCAACCAGGCCUGGACAACGCUGGUUUUUGGCACGCUCCGGAGGGUCCUCCAGCGGGCCUUAGCGGGACAGGCGAUGCGCGAGCGGUUGCAAUCGCUGUUGUGCACCCUGCUACAGGAAAAAGCCUUCGACCCGCUGGACUCCGCAACAAGUUUGCAACGCGUGAUACCCGGAAAGCUGGCCACAACGUUCCUGUGCUAUCUCCACAAAAACUUACCGCCCCAGGGAGUGCAGCUGUAGAAGAUGAGAAGCGCUAUAUGCUUUUUGUGUGAACAUGAAGAAACUACUUCUACGGAGUCAGAGUCUCUUGUCUUCAUGUGUGGAAGAGAGUACUUUUUCAAAAACGAACGACUUGGCGUGCACAUACGAGUUUUUCCCGCAGAGACACACUUACUUUGAUUUCCCCGGACUAUUUUAUCGUUCUUCUUCUGCAACAAGAGCUGCAACUUCGGUGAAAAAGUAGAAGCAAUGAGGAACAAUCGCACAUGCCUCGUCGUUUUCG
Amoebophrya sp. A120 is the source of this 5443-nucleotide messenger RNA. NCBI's taxonomy places the organism in Eukaryota, Dinophyceae, Syndiniales, Amoebophryaceae. The record is from the annotation of a GenBank genome assembly.